Messenger RNA from Prunus armeniaca (apricot), 339 nucleotides. Lineage: Eukaryota; Viridiplantae; Streptophyta; Magnoliopsida; Rosales; Rosaceae. The record is from the annotation of a GenBank genome assembly.
AUGAAUGGCCUCCAAGUUGAGCACAACGGGAAAUGGCUCACUGUCGAUGGCCCUACCAACUGUUUCUUUGUUAACCUUGCUGACCAGAUGCAGAUUCUUACUAACGGCAAAUACAAGAGUGUGAUGCAUCGGGCCACCUUGAACAACAAAGCUACACGAAUCUCUAUCGCCAUACCACAUGGACCAUCUGUGGAUACAAUUAUUGCCCCAGCUCCAGAGUUAAUGGAAAAAGAAGGUGAAGCUCCUAAAUACCUUGCAAUGAACUAUAAGGAAUAUAUAAAACUUCAACGAAGUGGCAAGAUCUACAUGAAGUAUACCUUUGAUCACAUACGAGCCUAA